AUGAGGGAUAAAGCCACCCAGACCCCUAGGGCCUGGGUAGAUGAGCGCAGGAGGGGCUCCCACAAGCGCUCGGCGUCCUGCGGCAGCACCGACCAGCUAAAGGAGAUCGCAAAAUUGCGGCAGCAGCUGCAGCGCAGCAAACGCAGCAGUCGCCAUCGACGUGAUAAGGAGCGCAAAUCGCCCUUCAAUGGCAACCAUGCUAUUAUCCAAUCACAGUCUCAGAUGCCUAAAACCAUCCUGAUCCCCAUCCCCAUCUCCAAGUCCACGCCACCUCGCUUCCGCAACAGCAUCGAGGGCCUCAACCAGGAGAUCGAACGCAUCAUCAUACGAGACACGCCAGAACGCGAUGAGGUCAUCAUUCCGCAGGAUGUCCCUGAUGGACACCGCGCGCCCCCACCCCUCCCCCAGCGCAGCAGCAGUACGCGCAGCAUCGACACACAGACACCCUCAGGAAGAAGCCUGGGUGGUAACCGUAGCAACAGCAGCAGCCGGGCGGACUCGGUGUCCCCGUCGUACCUCAGCAUCCUGAACGACGCAAUGGGAAACAGUCCCCUAACCAACGACGACACACUCAACGAGAGCAGGGAAAGAGAUCUGGGGCCGUACUCACCCCUGCCCAAGUACGCAUCCUCUCCCAAACCCAACAACAGCUACAUGUUCAAGCGGGAGCCUCCUGAGGGCUGUGAAAGAGUCAAGGUCUUCGAGGAGAACCAACCCAGGCCUCUGCAGGAGAUCCCUCCGUACCUGUGUCCGGACAGGAACAAGGUCAACUUCAUUCCCAAGAGCGGCUCGGCGUUUUGCCUCGUCAGCAUCCUGAAGCCGCUGCUGCCUACACAGGAGUUGAGCUUCCGCAGCGGUGUGACGUACCGCAGCCUGUCUCCCUCCCUCGUCCCUCUCGGCGGGGUCGGCGUGCGCAGCUUGUCCCCUUCCCUCGGCCCCGUCCUGACACGAGGACGCCAGUCCCCCUGCCUCCCACGCCACCUCGAGGAGCCCGAGGGUUAG
Molecule: messenger RNA, 1002 nt
Organism: Neoarius graeffei (lesser salmon catfish)
Lineage: Eukaryota; Metazoa; Chordata; Actinopteri; Siluriformes; Ariidae
Gene: fam117ba
Product: family with sequence similarity 117 member Ba
Exons: 7
Coding region: 1-1002 (333 amino acids)
Source: RefSeq, a predicted model, not a curated record